UUUAGAAAUACCGGAAGUGGCACGAGAAAAAAUUAAAUUUUACAUUUUUGUGUAUUUUCUUGUUUAUUAGGAUAAACUUCCAUUUGAAAUAGGUGAUGCAAUUCUGAUUUUGUUCAACCUCAACUCAAUGAAGUCCAUGGCAUGAAUAUACUAUAAUGGCUGGAAUGGUACCAGGUGGAGUUCCUCCCUCAGAUGAGCAAGCAGUAUUACAGUUUAAAGAAUUUCUAUCAAAUUACAACAAAUUGACAGAACAUUGUUUUAAAGACUGUGUACAUGACUUCACAACUAGGAAAAUACACGAUUCAGAGAAUAGUUGCAGUACUAAUUGUAUGGAGAAGUACAUGAAAGUAACAGCUAGGAUAUCUCAGAGGUUUCAGGAGUACCACUUCAUGCAGAAUGAGGCACAGGGUAUACCUCAAGCUCCACAGCCCCAACAACCAGCACAGUCAGGCUGGUUUGGUAGAUAGGCAAUGUAACUACCUCAGGACUUGCAACUUGUAGAAACUCUAAAAGGAACAUAUCUUGAAAUUGCAGGAUAGAGAUUAUUUCAAUUGCAAAACCAGAAGAAACAGUAAGGAGGGUAUUUUGGAAAGAUUAAGUCCACUGCUUGGAUAGAUGUAUACAAGAAGACUAUUACUUAUUCCUAUUAUGCCCAUGGUCUCAGGCUUUUUUCCUUUGACGAGUUCUGUGACCAGAUUCUAGGGGUAAAAAAGAAUCUGUCUUUUAUAAUAUAUUGACCAUUAAUUUGAAUCACAUAUCCUUCAAUCAUUGCCCAACUGAGUUAUUUUAGAUUAGAAUAGGUUGAGUUAAAUAAAGGUUGGUGAAAGAUUUUUGAAUGAGUUGAAAUCACAUUGUGCCACGCCUUUUUUCAACCUCAGUCAUUUUCAACAAAAUACAGUUUUUAUGAUGUAGAUUGUAGUUUAUUAAUUAAUGUGAACAAUGUUUUAUAAUGAAAAGUGUCAUUAUAAAAUAUAAAAAUUAAUAUAAACUGA
Molecule: messenger RNA, 992 nt
Organism: Owenia fusiformis
Lineage: Eukaryota; Metazoa; Annelida; Polychaeta; Sabellida; Oweniidae
Source: the annotation of a GenBank genome assembly